AUAGCCAGGGACGGACAAUCAGCCCCUCCGAUACGUGGAGGGCAAGAUUCUGGGGCAGUGGGCGAGACACCGUAGAUAUACCAACUCCAACUCGCUCCCCUCCUCAGCCAGAGCCAGCCAUCGCAUUCUUCGGCAUGACUACCAAUAUGCCAAGCAGAGAAGACCAAGACAUCACGGGUCGCUCAGAGCAGACCCAAUCGCCUCCAGACUCAAACAAACCCAUCACCAUCCUGGUCUUGGGCGAGACUGGUGUGGGCAAGUCGACGCUCAUCAACGCCAUCGCCAACUAUCUGACCUACGAGAGCCUGGAGCAAGCCUCUGCAUCAGGGGGACCCGUCAACCUUGUUCCUGCUCAAUUUUCACUCGUCGAUCCGGAUACCUUCGAAGUUGUUGAUGUUAAAUCCACGACCCUGCAUUUGAGCAGCCCAGCACAGAACAUCAGCGACAACGAAAAGUAUGUCGAGGGUCAGUCCACGACCCAGUUCCCUCAGUCGUAUCUUUUCGACUUUGAGAAUGACGAUGAACAUCGGGUCAAGAUACGGGUGAUCGACACCCCAGGCAUGGGCGACACGAGAGGAAUCGCCCAGGACAAGAAGAACAUGACCAACAUUGUUGAUCAUAUCACCCGCAUCGGCGAAAUCCACGGAAUCGUCAUGAUAGUUCCGGCCUCCCAGCGCAAGUUGACGGUUUGGCUGAGAUUCUGCGUCUUGGAGCUCCUGCAGUACUUUGACCGAGAGGUGGUUGAAAACCUCGUCUUUGUCUUCACCAAGGCACGCUCGACGUUCUUCCAGAUGGGCGAGACCAAGACGGCUCUGCAGAGUCUGUUUGCGCAGAUCGAGACACAGUCUGGUGUCAAGAUACCAAUCGAUGACCACAAUUCAUUCUUGGUUGACAACGAGAGCUAUCGAUACCUUCUGGCCGAGCGUCAGAUGAUCGAAACUGAUGAAAACAUCCAAUUGUUGCAAUAUUCAUGGAGAAAGUCAUCGGUGGCCGUCCGUCAACUCAUGAAGCGGGUCCAAGAUAUGAAACCGCACGAUCUUCGACCGACUGCCAGGAUGAGAAAGCUGCGUUCGUGCCUUCAACAGCUGACACCAAAGCUCCUUGAGUUUCACCGAAUGAAGGCUGAGUUGCAAGCGGAAAUCGACCAGCUCGACAUCAAGAUUCAACAGAUAAGCAAGAAGGGUGCAAAAAUUGCUGACACAAGCCGAGAUAUCUAUGUGCCGAGCUACUACCCAAACGGGACAGAGAUCUGCGCCCAUCCUGAUUGUAUCACUGAAGUUCAAGUCAAUGGUAUUCGUCAUCGAAUUAGCCAACCCACCAAAGCAUUUCUUGAAAAUGUCAAUAAUUCCCAGUUCUCUGAUGGAGCCCAUCCGAGUUGUGGACACCCGAGUUCUUAUCGCGAAACUGUCAAAUUUGUUGUUGAUGUCAAGAAACCAAAGACCACGACAAUCGGACAGGUCAUUAUUGGUGGGAUAACAUAUCAAUUGCUCUCGGCAGCUGAGGAGUUGAGGCGACUCCGGGAAGAUUUAACUCGACUCACUGCCUCUGAGACCGAAGUGAUCAAAGAAGUGGCGGCCUGCAGUGUCUAUAUCCGCAAGCACUCCGUGGUGAUCAGAAACGAGACAUUCUUGGACAACGCCGACUUUGAAGAGAUCAAGCUGCAAGCAUACAAUCACGAAGUCGUGGACGAGCAGAAGCUGGAGAUAUUAGAUGUUAUGAAGGCUCGCUACGACUCAGUGAGAAUGAUGCUCGAAGGCGAUCAAUCCAACAGCGUAGAAGCAGAGAAGCUUGAGGAAAUCUUGGUUUGCAUCGAGUCGAAAUAUUGGCAGAGCGCCGAGUCGGAGAUGCAGGCUGAAGACUUGGAAUGGGUCCCACCCACCAUCGACUCGCAAAUGUCUAUCCAGUAGAAUGGCACUCCUUGGGAGAUGCUGAGCUGACGAUGUUCACUGUCACCAAUGGGACAUCUGCGAUGGCUGUCGGACAGUGAAACGAUCACCACGAGCGAGUCAAAUCGCAGAAUACAUC
Molecule: messenger RNA, 2025 nt
Organism: Polychytrium aggregatum
Lineage: Eukaryota; Fungi; Chytridiomycota; Chytridiomycetes; Polychytriales
Exons: 3
Coding region: 135-1907 (590 amino acids)
Molecular function (GO): ATP hydrolysis activity
Source: RefSeq, a predicted model, not a curated record